UUGGUGUGGAAGGAGAUUGACUAUGGCUCAAUGACAAAGGCAGAGAAACUAAUGCUUGUUUCAGAAGUGAAUUUGCUUCGUGAGCUGAGACAUCCGAAUAUCGUCCGGUACUACGAUCGGAUCAUCGACAGAAGCAACACAACCCUCUACAUCGUGAUGGAGUACUGUGAAGGUGGUGACCUGGCUAGCUUAAUUGCUAGGUGCAUGGAAGAAAGGUGUUACUUGGAAGAAAGCUUUGUUCUCCGAGCCUUGACUCAAUUGGCAUUGGCCUUGAAGGAAUGUCACAGACGGAGUGAUGGUGGAGUCACUGUGCAUCGUGACUUAAAACCAGCAAAUGUCUUUCUAGAUGGCAAGCGGAAUGUGAAACUUGGAGAUUUUGGACUGGCUAGAAUAUUGCACCAUGACACCAGCUUUGCCAGAACAUUUGUUGGAACUCCAUAUUAUAUGUCUCCAGAACAAAUGAACCACAUGUCAUACAAUGAAAAAUCUGACAUCUGGUCUCUAGGAUGUCUCCUGUACGAAUUAUGUGCUCUCUUGCCUCCAUUUAGAGCUUACAACCAAAAGGAGUUGGCAGAAAAGAAAUGGGAAGGGAAGUUCAGACGAAUACCGUAUCGUUACUCAGAGCAGUUGAAUGAACUUAUCAAAGAGAUGCUGAAUGUAAAGGAUUAUUGCCGACCUUCUGUUGAAGAUAUUCUGCAGCAUCCCUUGAUAGCAGACUUGGUGACAGAAGAACAAAGACAAAAUUUUGACAAAAGAGUCUGGAGAUUAUGGGAGCCAGAAAGGCUGCAGCACUCAGAUGCUGCAGAGAAUGAGCUGAAACGGAAGGAACAAGUACAGGAGCGAGAACAACAAGUACAGGAGCGAGAACAACAAGUACAGGAGCGACAACGGGAACUCUGUGUUCGAGAGAAACUGGCAGAGGACAAACUUGCUAGAGCUGAAAACUUGAUGAGGAUCUACAAUCUCUACAAACAGCAGAAGACAUUAACUUAUGCAGAUGGUCCAGGUAUGAAAAUACACAAGAAGCUUGCACUGCUAAGUGUAGGCUGGUACAACCGGAAGAAUGCCCCUAGUGCUCAACAUGCU
Messenger RNA from Leptosomus discolor (cuckoo roller), 1086 nucleotides. The record is from RefSeq and is a predicted model, not a curated record. Lineage: Eukaryota; Metazoa; Chordata; Aves; Leptosomiformes; Leptosomidae.